Messenger RNA from Leptinotarsa decemlineata (Colorado potato beetle), 1786 nucleotides. It is a transcript of the gene Prp18, whose product is annotated as pre-mRNA processing factor 18. The record is from RefSeq and is a predicted model, not a curated record. Gene Ontology annotation, biological process: RNA splicing; generation of catalytic spliceosome for second transesterification step. NCBI's taxonomy places the organism in Eukaryota, Metazoa, Arthropoda, Insecta, Coleoptera, Chrysomelidae. Gene Ontology annotation, cellular component: U2-type post-spliceosomal complex; U4/U6 x U5 tri-snRNP complex; U5 snRNP.
GAUUACAGCUGAUUACAGCAUGAUUCACAAUCAGACCAAGCUGUAACCAUCCGAAUCGAGCUGGCUAAAUGCGCCUAUUGGCACUAUCGGGAAGCAAAGGCCAAGAACUUUGAGUGUAGUGAAGUGAAAUAUUCAACAAAUUUGAAACAAAUCAACCGAAAAUGGAUAUUUUGAAAGCAGAAAUUGCCAAGAAGAGAAAGCUGUUGGAAGAAAAAUCACUUCUGAACACAGAAAAAAAGUAUUUCAAAAGAGGUGAACUGAUAGAGAAGGAACAGGAAGAGUAUCGCAAAAAAUAUCAUAAACAAAGUGAAGUUGAUGUGAAUGCAGCUACAGUUCCUAAGGGUGAAGAAAUUGAAUCGAGUUUACAGCACAGUAUUUUAUCAAGACAUGAAGUUAUAUCACGGUUAAGAGAUAGAGGUGAACCUAUUCUGAUGUUUGGGGAAACGGAAUUAGAUGCAUUCAAAAGAUUAAGGAAGUGUGAAUUAUUAGAACCAGAAGUGAAUAAAGGAUUCCGAAAUGAUUUUCAAGAAGCAAUGGAACAAGUUGACCAGGCAUACAUAGACGAACUAUUGAAUGCCCCCGAUAAUAAUAGAGAUGUUAAAAAAUCUGAGAACAAUGAUGAGGAAUCUGUUAAGUCACAUGAAGAAAUCAGAGAAAUGGCUAAAUCAAUGGGAAGAGGCAACAGAGAACAUGAUAUGACAGUUAUUGUACAUUUCAUUCAGUUGAUUCUCAAGAAAUGGACUGAACAGCUACAAAACAGAUCUAAGGAAGAGAAAGCAGGUACGAAAGGAAAAUUGAUGGGUGCAACGUAUACUCAAACGCAAGAAUAUUUGAAACCAUUACUGAGAAAAUUGAAAACAUUUACUCUUCCCGAGGAUAUAUCAGAUAGCCUAACAGAAAUUGUGGUUCACUUACUCAACAGAAACUAUUUGAAGGCCAGCGACGGUUACCUUCAGAUGGCGAUUGGCAAUGCUCCUUGGCCUAUUGGAGUAACCAUGGUGGGUAUUCAUGCAAGAACAGGCAGAGAAAAAAUCUUCUCAAAAAAUGUGGCCCACGUAAUGAAUGACGAGACCCAAAGGAAAUAUAUACAGGCUCUGAAAAGGCUGAUGACGAAAUGUCAAGAAUACUUUCCAACUGAUCCGUCCCGGUGCGUCGAAUACCAGGCAUUCGGAAAGCCAGAAUGAUGGAAAGUUACUUGGUGUAAUGAAAGAUGUAAAUAUUGUAUAGAAAUGUAUAUAGAGAAUAACAAUUCAAUUCAAAAACUCGAUCAUGAACUAUUGAAGACCACCUUUGUAGCAAAUGGUUUCAACUUUGUUAUUUUUUCUUUGUUGAUCACAAAAAUAUUUUCGACAAUACAAAUUUUCAUUCUGAAUAUGAAUGAGUAACUGACAGUAGAUUGUCGUUUUCACUACAGAUUCGUUUUAAAUAUGCAAAAAAUAAUUCAUAUUUUUAGGUUUUUAAUCUUCCACAAUCUUAGAAAUGAAUAAAUCUAGGUAACAUGAAAAUUUUCUCAAGUACAAUAAAGGACAAACAGAAUCCAUGGUAGCAGACCAGUAGUGAACAAUUCUGGUUUGAGAGAAGUGUUUCUAUUAUAUACGUUAAUCUGAAGAAAGUUUGAUGUUGAAUAUCACUGUACAUGGACUGUAUUUCCUGUGAUAUGAAUUUGUAUGUUGUCCUUUUGCAUUAUUUUGGUAAAUAGUGAGUGCAUAUUAUUUCAAAUUUAAUAAAGCAAGUGUUGCAUUUAUGUAAAACUGUUUAGUGAAAAUCUCAUAAUAAAAUUUUUGAA